Molecule: messenger RNA, 384 nt
Organism: Darwinula stevensoni
Lineage: Eukaryota; Metazoa; Arthropoda; Ostracoda; Podocopida; Darwinulidae
Source: the annotation of a GenBank genome assembly
AUGGGGAGUCCGCAAUACACGCUGAAAACUCGAUUACUGAGGGGGACCGGCAAGAAGUACAAGGUCCUCUUCACAGCCGAACUCGUAUCGGGCUCCAGGCUUCACCCCAUUAGUCGAAACAAGGUCCACCUCCUUCACAAGCUCAAGAUCCGGAAGGAAGUCGAGGAUAGAAAGAUGAAGGUGUUCGUCGACGAGCACAUCGACGCAGACACCAAAGUCAUCAUGAGGGGAACCGGCUUCGUUGUGAGAGAUUUGAGGUCGACUGAUCAGAUACGCGAAUGGGGACUGGUCUCUGAACCUGCCGCGAUGGAGGCGACGGAUGAAGGGGACCUGGGACUGGAAGCACAAGGGCCGAUGAGGGGAGGUCCCUCAGCACGGAUAUAA